AUGGAUCAGCUUUCUGCACAUAUUUUUGAGCUCAGGGCAAAAGAUGAAGAAAAGACCAAACAAAUCAAGGAUCUACAAACGAGUCUUGGUUCUGUUCUAGCAAAUUAUUUCAAUCUCAAGAACGUAUUGUAUGAUGCUUUUGGUGAGAAAGUCAAAGCCCUCUUCCAACAGCCUCAGGGAGUAGUUGAUCCUCCUUCUAUUCAAUCACCUCCUGCAAUUGAUGAUCUACCUGUUGAUCCCCCUGUUCCAAGAACAACUACCAUUGUAGAUGGAUUUGAAAAGGAACCUGAAGGAAGCAGAGCCAGAAUCACAAUCAAGCAAGGCAAAAGAAUUGUAACUACGAAACAAAGCGAAGGCCUGUUAUUCAUGAAAAACUCAAAUGAAAAUCGCAAAACAAAAGACCCUGUCUUGACAGUUACAGAUUUGAAGAAAAGAAAGUUCUGCGAUGAGUAUGGUGACAGGACAGGCAUCCGAAUGUGGGCCUUUGAUCUGGUGACCAAUUUGUGGGUUGUAAAGCGAACAUCAGGAGCAUCUGAAUGUUACAAAAGCACCCAUGAUUUCAACUCUUGGACCAAAACUGAUCUAGCUGAAUUAUCCAGGGCCCCAUUCCAUAACCCCUCUGAAGAUCCUAAUGCUUCAAAUUUCAAAAGAUUUCUCGACAGACAGGUCAAAGAGAACUUUCCUUCAAUGAAGACUACCAAAGCCCUAUACAAAAAGGAAAAAGAUGUUCUUGAUCCAGAAACAGGCGAACCCAUGAAGAUUUCUCUCUGGCCUGCAACUAAGAAAAAAAGGUCUUUACCUAAAACAUUUCAAGCAAGUAAUCUUGUCACACUUGAGAUGUGUCGCAGCAAAAUCAUUCUACUUUGGGAAGGGGAAGAACCAAAGAAACUCAGAUUCCUUGAUCUCAGUUAUUCAACGUUGAAGACCCUUGACCUUUGGUUGGUUCUAAAUCUCGAGACAUUUACUCUUACAGGAUGUGGUGAUCUGGUUGAAUUUCCAGAUGGUAAUUGGAAGUUGGAGCAUCUAAAAUCUCUAGAACUUGAUGGUUGUAAGUUACUUGAGAAGUUAUCUGAUGAUCUUCACCGUUUAGGAGUUUUAGAAAAGCUAAACUUGUCAUCUACAAGUAUUGAAUAUCUCCCAGAUAGCAUUAGCAUAUUGAAGCAUCUAAAAUAUCUUGAACUUGAUAGAUGUCAGUUAAUUGAGAAGUUACCGGAGGAUCUUGGCCAACUAGAGUCAUUAGAACACCUCAGUUUAUCAUCUACAAAGAUUCAACAUCUUCCAGAUAACAUUUGUAUGUUGAAACAUCUAGAAUCUCUGAAACUUGAGGAUUGUACGUUUCUUGAGAAGAUACUCGAAGAUCUUGGCCAACUAGAGUCAUUAGAGCGCCUAACUUUGUCAUAUACAAAGACUCAAUAUCUUCCAGAUAGCAUUUGUAUGUUGAAAUGUCUAGAAUCUGUAAAUCUUAUUAAUUUUCGGUUGCUUGAGAAGUUGCCUGAAGAUCUUGGCCAAUUAGACUCGUUAGAACAACUCAGUUUGUCAUCUACAAAGAUUAAGCAUCUUCCAAAUAGCAUUUGUGAUUUUUGGUUUCUUGAGAAGUUACCUGAGGAUCUUGGUCAUUUAAAGUGUUUAGAUAAGCUGCACAUAUCUUAUACAAAGAUUAAACAUUUUCCAGAUAGCAUUUCUAUGUUGAAACAUCUAAAAGCUCUCAAACUUCAUGAUUUGUCGUCAUUUGAGAUGCUACCUGAGGAUCUCAGUGGGUUACGCUGUUUAAAGGUGCAACUGCUGUUAUCUACAAAGAUUAGGCAUCUUCCGGAUAGCAUUUGUAUGUUGAAACAUCUGAAACUUCUCAACCUGGCUCAAUAUAGUAUUUCUAUGUUGAAACAUCUAAAAGUUCUCAAACUUGAUGAAUGUCGGUUGCUUGAGAUGUUACCUGAAGAUCUCGGUGGGUUAGACUGUUUAGAGGUAUUGCGGUUGUCAUAUACAAAGAUUAGAAAUCUCCCAGAUAGCAUUUGUAUGUUGAUACAUUUGGAAUAUCUCUAUCUUGAUCAUUGUUUACUGCUUGAAAAGUUGUCUGAAGAUCUCAGUAGACAUCUUCCGGAUAACAUUUGUAUGUUGAAACAACAGAGAGUUCUCAACCUGCGUGAAUGUUCAUUGCUGGAGAAGUUACCUGAGGAUCUUGGCGAAUUAGAAAGUUUAGAAUUCUUAAAUAUAGUAGGAGGGCUUCUUCAUUCACUUGGUUACAAUGUUGAAGACGAAGAUGAAGACAUCAAUGAAGAUCAAUACAUAUAUGAGUACGAAGAUGACUACGAAGACCAAUACGGAUAUGGAUAUGAAUAUGAUGAUUAUAUGAAAACAAAUGAGGAGGUAGCAGAUAUUCUAACCAAUAGCCUUGCAAGUGGGAAACUGAUUGAAUUCAACAACAUGAUGGGUAUGGUAGAAGUUGAUGUUGAGAAGGAAUAUUAA
Lactuca sativa (garden lettuce) is the source of this 2463-nucleotide messenger RNA. Lineage: Eukaryota; Viridiplantae; Streptophyta; Magnoliopsida; Asterales; Asteraceae. The record is from RefSeq and is a predicted model, not a curated record.